Rhizophagus irregularis DAOM 181602=DAOM 197198 is the source of this 563-nucleotide messenger RNA. RefSeq lists its product as uncharacterized. Gene Ontology annotation, molecular function: RNA binding. The record is from RefSeq and is a predicted model, not a curated record. Lineage: Eukaryota; Fungi; Glomeromycota; Glomeromycetes; Glomerales; Glomeraceae.
AUAAUAUAUCAUCUUUAAAUUCUUCACAAAAAAUGGAAAAACAAAUGCAAAAUUCCAUCAGAUACUCAACCGUUUCGACUACUAUGGAAAUUCCCAAAAAUGUUGAAAUUGGUAAAUUGAUUGGUCGUAAAGGACGUAACCUAAAACCCAUUGAAGAAGGGACUGGUACACGCAUUUACAUUAAUACAGAAGUAAAUCCUCGACAAAUUGAAAUUAAAAUAAAUAAUGAUGAUAAAGAUAGAGAUGAAAAUAUUUCGCCUUGGGAUUGGAUCAAUAAAGCAAUAUGUCAAAUAGACAAGUUACUAGAAGAUAUUGAUAUAAGAAGUCGAAGAAACGAUAUAGAAAAAGAAGGAAAAAAUAGUAGAAUUUCAGAUAAUGGUAAUCAUCAACAUGCAACGCCAAGAAAUCAUAAAGAUACCGAUCCGAAAGAAAAAAGAAAAAGGUUUACGACCAAAACACGACAAUCAUUAAAUAAGGAAAACAUUAGGAGAAAUGUUCAUGUAAAUCACACGAAAUCAAUCUAAUUAAUCCUUUUUUUUCUUUUUUUCAUUAUAUUUCAUUAU